Messenger RNA from Ailuropoda melanoleuca (giant panda), 7647 nucleotides. RefSeq names its product myosin IXB (gene MYO9B). Gene Ontology annotation, cellular component: myosin complex; lamellipodium; ruffle. Gene Ontology annotation, biological process: actin filament-based movement; intracellular signal transduction; lamellipodium morphogenesis. The transcript is spliced from 41 exons. Lineage: Eukaryota; Metazoa; Chordata; Mammalia; Carnivora; Ursidae. The record is from RefSeq and is a predicted model, not a curated record. Bases 57 to 6623 code for a protein of 2188 amino acids. Gene Ontology annotation, molecular function: GTPase activator activity; actin filament binding; ATP binding.
CUCCAGGACGCGUGCCCCGAGCCCGGGAGGCAUGCUGAGGCCAGGCCGCUGGCAGGAUGAGUGUGAACGAGGCAGGCAGCUCCAGCCGCGGGGGGCAGGCGGCCUACCACCUGCACAUCUACCCGCAGCUGGCCACCAGCGAGAGCCGGGCCUCGUGCCGCGUGACCGCCACCAAGGACAGCACAACGUCCGAUGUCAUCCAGGAUGCCAUUGCCAGCCUGCAGCUGGAUUGUACCAAGUGCUACGUGCUGGUGGAGGUGAAGGAGACGGGUGGGGAGGAGUGGGUGCUGGAUGCCAACGACUCGCCCGUGCACCGCGUGCUGCUGUGGCCCCGGCGGGCCCAAGACGAGCACCCGCAGGAGGACGGCUACUACUUCCUGCUGCAGGAGCGCAACGCCGACGGCACCAUCAAGUACGUGCACAUGCAGCUGGUGUCCCAGGCCACAGCCACCCGGCGCCUGGUGGAGCGCGGCCUCCUGCCCCGGCAGCAGGCGGACUUUGACGACCUGUGCGACCUCCCCGAGCUAACCGAGGAGAAGCUCCUGAAGAACCUCAAGCACCGCUUCCUGCAGCAGAAGAUCUACACGUACGCGGGGAGCAUCCUGGUGGCCGUCAAUCCCUUCAAGUUCCUCCCCAUCUACAACCCCAAGUACGUGAAGAUGUACGAGAACCAGCAGCUGGGCAAGCUGGAGCCACACGUGUUCGCGCUGGCCGACGUGGCCUACUACGCCAUGCUCCGGAAGCGGGUCAACCAGUGCAUCGUGAUCUCGGGCGAGAGCGGCUCGGGCAAGACGCAGAGCACGAACUUCCUGAUCCACUGCCUCACCGCGCUGAGCCAGAAGGGCUACGCCAGCGGCGUCGAGAGGACCAUCCUGGGCGCCGGCCCCGUGCUGGAGGCUUUCGGAAAUGCCAAAACGGCCCACAACAACAAUUCCAGCCGAUUUGGGAAAUUCAUCCAGGUCAACUACCUGGAGAGUGGCAUCGUGAGAGGGGCUGUUGUCGAAAAAUACCUGCUUGAAAAGUCCCGCCUGGUCUCUCAAGAGAAGGAUGAGAGGAACUACCACGUGUUUUAUUAUUUGUUACUUGGCGUCAGCGAGGAAGAGCGUCAAGAAUUUCAGCUCAAGCAGCCUGAAGAUUAUUUCUACCUCAACCAGCAUAACUUGAAGAUCGAAGAUGGAGAAGACCUGAAACAUGACUUUGAGAGACUCAAGCAGGCCAUGGAGAUGGUGGGCUUCCUCCCUGCUACCAAGAAGCAGAUUUUUUCUGUCCUCUCAGCCAUCUUAUACCUGGGCAACGUUACGUACAAGAAGAGAGCCACGGGCCGAGAUGAAGGUCUGGAGGUCGGGCCCCCCGAGGUGCUGGACACGCUGUCCCAGCUCCUGAAGGUAAAGCGAGAAAUCUUGGUGGAGGUCCUGACCAAAAGAAAAACAGUGACAGCCAAUGACAAACUCAUCCUUCCCUACAGUCUCAGCGAGGCUAUCACCGCCCGCGACUCCAUGGCCAAGUCCCUGUACAGCGCUCUGUUCGACUGGAUCGUUCUGCGGAUCAACCACGCCCUCCUCAACAAGAAAGACAUGGAAGAGUCUGUCUCGUGCCUGUCCAUUGGGGUCCUCGACAUAUUCGGAUUUGAAGACUUCGAAAGGAACAGUUUUGAACAAUUUUGCAUCAACUAUGCCAACGAGCAGCUUCAGUAUUACUUCAACCAGCACAUUUUCAAACUAGAGCAGGAGGAGUACCAGAGCGAAGGGAUCUCGUGGCACAACAUUGACUAUACUGAUAACGUCGGCUGCAUCCAUCUCAUCAGCAAGAAGCCCACCGGGCUCUUCUAUCUGCUGGACGAAGAGAGCAACUUUCCCCACGCCACGAGCCAGACCCUGCUGGCCAAGUUCAAACAGCAGCAUGAAGACAACAGGUACUUCCUUGGCACCCCCGUCAUGGAGCCAGCGUUCAUCAUUCAGCACUUCGCAGGGAAAGUGAAAUAUCAGAUCAAGGACUUCCGGGAAAAGAACAUGGACUACAUGCGACCCGACAUCGUGGCCCUCCUGCGGGGCAGCGACAGCUCCUAUGUGCGGGAGCUCAUCGGCAUGGAUCCUGUGGCCGUGUUCCGCUGGGCCGUGCUCCGGGCCGCCAUCCGGGCCAUGGCCGUGCUCCGGGAGGCCGGGCGCCUGCGGGCCGAGAGGGCCGAGAAGGCUGCAGCAGGUACGGGCAGCCCGGGCAGCCACGGUCUCCUGGGAGAGCUGCAGAGAGGAACCAGCACCCCGUCGGAAAAACUGUACCGCUGCUCAAUGCUAGAUUUCUCAUUUGACGGCUCUGAGGAGUUCGAUAUUAACGCUUUUGAGGACAUCAUUGCUUUCUAUGAAAGCAAGAACGAUUUGCAUGACCAAAUCAUCAAGACCAUCAAAGGAUUGCCCUGGCAGGGUGAGGACCCCCGUAGGCUUCUCCAGUCCCUCAGUCGGCUCCAGAAAUCCCGCACCUUCAUCCUGAAAAGUAAAGGUAUCAAACAAAAGCAGCUCAUUCCAAAGAACCUGCUGGACUCCAAGUCCCUGAAACUCAUCAUCAGCAUGACUCUUCACGACCGCACCACCAAGUCCCUGCUGCACCUACACAAGAAGAAGAAGCCGCCUAGCAUCAGCGCCCAGUUCCAGACGUCCCUUAACAAGCUCCUGGAGGCACUGGGGAAGGCAGAGCCUUUCUUUAUCCGCUGCAUCCGCUCCAAUGCCGAGAAGAAAGAGCUGUGUUUCGAUGACGAGCUGGUGCUGCAGCAGCUGCGCUACACGGGCAUGCUGGAGACGGUGCGGAUCCGGAGGUCAGGCUACAGCGCCAAGUACACGUUCCAGGAUUUCACAGAGCAGUUCCAGGUGCUGCUGCCCAAGAACACCCAGCCCUGCAGGGAGGUCAUCUCUGCCCUGCUGGAAAAGAUGGACGUGGACAAGAGGAACUACCAGAUCGGGAAGACCAAGGUUUUCCUGAAGGAGACAGAGCGCCAAGCCCUGCAGGAGACGCUGCACCGGGAGGUCGUGCGGAAGAUCUUGCUCCUUCAGAGCUGGUUCCGGAUGGUGCUGGAACGCCGGCACUUCCUGCAGAUGAGGCAGGCAGCCAUCACCAUCCAGGCCUGCUGGCGGUCCUACCGCGUCCGACGGGCACUGGAAAGGACACAGGCCACCGUGUACCUCCAGGCUGCGUGGAGGGGCUACCGGCAACGGGUGGCCUACCGGCGUCGUAGGCAGAGCAUUAUCCGCCUGCAGAGCCUCUGCCGGGGUCACCUUCAGCGCAAGAGCUUCAGCCAGAUGGUCGCAGAGAAGCGGAAGGCUGCAGAGGAGAGGGAAGCCCAGCAAGCCAUGAGGGAAGAAACGGCAGAGGGCAGCCCGGGCCAGGCAUCCGAGCAGGAGCAGGUGCCCAGGCAGGACCCAGAACCAUCGGAGGACAGGGAGCAUUCCCUGGAACCCGAGGCGUGGCCAAGCGAGGAGACCCUGGCAGAGCUCUCCCAACCAGAGAAGGAGGUCCCCCGCCCAGAAAAAGCUCUCCCACCCCAGAAAACUGCAGCUGAAAGUCAUGAGAAAGUGCCCAGCAGCCGGGAGAAGCGCGAGUCACGGCGGCAGAGGGGGCUGGAGCACGUGAAGCUCCAAAACAAACACAUACAGUCCUGUAAGGAAGAGAACGCUCUCAGAGAACCUUCUGGAAGGACUGUGCUAGAGCAAGAGGAGAGCCUCCCAGAAGACAGAAAGGAAAACAGAGAAGACAAAAGCCCUUCAGACUUGGGGACAGAGACAGAGAAUGCUUCUCAGAAGCAGCCUGAGGAGCCACUGCAGGCCACGCCGGCCAGCCAGCUCUCUGGAGAAACCCUGAAGAUGCCACAGGGUGGGGACCUAACGCCUGGCCACAUGGAACGGCCAACCAGCCUACCCUUGGACAGUAGGAUCAGUGUGCCAGCCCCCAGCACCACCCCUGAGACCCCCAAGGACAAGGGCAAGCUGGGGAGCGAACUGAGGGCACAGGACAGGCCUGAGAGCCCUGGAGGCUCCACCCAGAUCCAGCGGUACCGGGACCCAGACUCUGAGCGGCUGGCCAGUGCCGUGGAGCUAUGGCGGGGCAAGAAGCUGAUUGUUCCUGGUUCGAGCACCAUGCUGAGCCAGUCCCUGGACCUCAGCGAGCGGCACCGGGCCACUCUCACACCCACAGAGGAGCGACGCAUUUCCUUAUCCACAAGCGAUGUCUCCAAGCUCCUCCCGUCCCCAUCCCAGACCAAGAUGCAGCCUUCUAUAGAAACCGUGGACGGGGAGCCCAGCACCAAGAAGCUGGCCGUCCAGAAGAAGAAGUCAGGCGACACAUCUGUCGGCACAGACUCCGGGCUGUCCCCAGGCCCCCAGGCCGACUCUAAAUCCACUUUUAAAAGACUUUUCUUGCAUAAGAAUAAGGAUAAAAAGUCCAGCCUGGAGGGGGUGGAGGAAACCGAGAACACAGCACCCGGGCACACUGUGCUAGAAGCCACCACCACAAAAAAGAACCUAGAAGCCUCCUCCAGCCACCAGCACCGCCACCCAGCAGGCGAGAAGCACGCCAAGGAGCCAGGAGGCAAAGGGAAGAAGAACCGAAACCUCAAGAUCGGCAAAAUCACAGUGUCAGAGAAGUGGCGAGAAUCAGUGUUCCGCAAGAUCACCAACGCCAACGAGCUCAAGUACCUGGAUGAGUUCCUGCUCAACAAGAUAAACGACCUGCGUUCUCAGAAGACUCCCAUCGAGAGCUUGUUCAUAGAAGCCACCGAGAAGUUCAGGAGCAACCUCAAAACCAUGUACUCCGUCCCCAACGGGAAGAUCCACGUCGGCUACAAGGACCUGAUGGAGAACUACCAGAUUGUCGUGAACAACCUGGCGGCCGAGCGCGGGGAAAAGGACACCAACCUGGUCCUCAACCUCUUCCAGUCACUGCUCGACGAGUUCACCCGCGGGCACACCAAGAAUGACUUCGAGCCGCCCAAGCAGAGCAAAGCGCAGAAGAAGAAGCGGAAGCAGGAUCGCGCUGUCCAGCAGCACAACGGGCACGUGUUCGUCAGCUACCAGGUGAGCAUCCCGCAGUCGUGCGAGCAGUGCCUCUCCUACAUCUGGCUCAUGGACAAGGCCCUGCUCUGCAGCGUGUGCAAGAUGACCUGCCACAAGAAGUGUGUACACAAGAUUCAGACCUACUGCUCCUACACAUGCGGGAGCAAGAGCGAGCCAGGUGCCGAGCCAGGCCACUUUGGCGUGUGCGUGGACAGCCUGACCAAUGACAAGGUUUCCGUGCCCAUUGUGCUGGAGAAGCUUCUGGAACAUGUGGAGAUGCACGGCCUGUACACCGAAGGCCUCUACCGCAAGUCAGGCGCUGCUAACCGCACACGGGAGCUACGACACGCACUGCAGACAGACCCCGCAGCCGUCAAGCUGGAGAAUUUCCCCAUCCAUGCCAUCACCGGCGUGCUCAAACAGUGGCUCCGAGAGCUGCCGGAGCCGCUCAUGACUUUUGCCCAGUACGGCGACUUCCUCCGAGCCGUAGAGCUGCCGGAGAAGCAGGAGCAGCUGGCCGCCAUUUACGCCGUGCUGGAGCACCUGCCCGAGGCCAACCACAACUCGCUGGAGCGGCUCAUCUUCCACCUCGUCAAGGUGGCCCUGCUGGAGGACGUGAACCGCAUGUCGCCCAGCGCUCUAGCCAUCAUCUUCGCACCCUGCCUCCUGCGCUGCCCCGACAACUCGGACCCGCUGACCAGCAUGAAGGACGUCCUCAAGGUCACCACCUGCGUGGAGAUGCUCAUCAAGGAACAGAUGCGGAAGUACAAGGUGAAGAUGGAGGAGAUCAGCCAGCUGGAAGCCGCGGAGAGCAUUGCUUUCCGCAGGCUCUCCCUCCUGCGACAGAACACUCCAUGGCCUCUCAAACUGGGGUUUUCGUCUCCCUAUGAGGGGGUCCUGAACAAGAGCCCCAAGGUCCGGGCGAGCAGCGCUGGUGGCCCGGAGGAGCUGGGGGUGCUGCCGGAAGAGGAAGUGCCCAGCGGCGACGAGGACCGCGAGAAGGAGAUCCUCAUUGAACGGAUCCAGUCCAUCAAGGAGGAGAAGGAGGACAUCACCUACCGGCUGCCGGAACUGGACCCUCGGGGCUCCGACGAGGAAAACCUGGACUCAGAAACGUCGGCCAGCACUGAGAGCCUGUUGGAAGAGCGGGCCGGGCGGGGGGCCUCAGAAGGGCCCCCCGCGCCUGCUCUCCCCAGCCCCGGCGCGCCCGCCCUGAGCCCCCUCCCCGUGGCAGCCGCCCCUCCACGACGAAGGCCGUCGUCCUUCGUGACGGUCAGAGUGAAGACCCCCCGGCGGACCCCCAUCAUGCCCACAACCAACAUCAAGCUCCCACCCGGCCUGCCCUCCCACCUCCCCGGCCGGGCACCGGGUGCCCAGGAGGCUGCUGCCCCAGUGAGGCGCCGAGAGCCGCCUGCCCGCCGCCCGGACCAGGUACACUCUGUGUAUAUCACACCCAGCGCUCACCUGCCCGUGCAGGGCACACGGGAGCCCCUGGAUGAGGAUGACCGGCCUCCUGGGGCCAAGCGGAGGUACUCAGACCCCCCGACCUACUGCCUGCCCCCCACCUCGGGCCAGGCGAAUGGCUGAGGGCCCACAGUGCCGGAGUCCCCGCGAGUCUGAGGACCAGCCGGUGCCAGAGCUGGGCACUGAGCUGCAGAGCCAGCGUUUGGCUGAGAAGGAUCCCGAAUGAAAAGCUCCAAGACAAUGUGAGGUGGGCACCAGGCCCAAGUGCAGAGUCCAAGCAGGGAGAGGCCGGCCAAGGCCCGGCCGCCCUUGCUGAGCCCCCACGCCACAUAGAUGUGCCCACCCAGAGCACCAAAUCAUGGUGGGCGGCCUGGCAACUGGCAUCUCCCACUUCCCUCUUUGUUUUAUAGGGUAACUGUUUCUUUGUGCGUGGUUUACAUAACUUUAAACUAUAACAGCCUUAACAAGAGACCAAAUUGUUUUUUAUACGUGUAUGUACAAACUUUUAUAUUAACGCCCUACAUCUCCCUUAUAACCUGGACUUGAGUCUUCAGAGCAAAGCCUGCAUAGCCGCCACACGUCGGGGGCUCAGACCCGCCCUGAGGACGGCCUAGGGUCUGAGGACCGGGGCCUCGCACAAGAGAUUUGGACCGUUGGGGCCCCCGACUGCCCCAGGUGUGUCUCGGACGCAUCCCCUGGCCAGCUGGCAUGCAUCUGAAGGAGCGUUGGAGCCUCUCUGGGGAUCAGGCUGGUGGCGGGAGUCAGGACACGAGGGGCUCGGUUGGCAGCCUCCACCUGCAGCCUCCACCACAGACCUCACAUCCCAGGGAGACUUGAAUGUGGCCGUCACUCUUCUGUCCGCCGUGCCCUGGACUCAGGAGGCCAGAGGAGGUCACCUUCGGCACACUGCCCACUCUGUGUGGCCAACAGGAGCCACGACUCAGGACCACUCUCAGGCGGGGGGGGGCGGGGCAAGGCCUGGGUUGGACAUUCCUGCUGGUCAACGGUGACAGCCUGGGGAUCUCCGGAGUUGGGCUCCCCGUCCCUCAGGCUUGGCUCACUCCCCAGACACAUGGCCACAGGUCUGGGACGAGAGGUGCCCCAGGUGCCCCACAAGCCGUGCAAAAUAAAAAGUGCCUGAAAGGUG